AUGGCGUAUGCUGAAUGCUCCUCCGACCCAUGUAGUGGAGAGUCAGAGGUGAUCUGCAAGUUGAAUAAGCUUUCUGAAUUGUCUUCGGAAAGAUUGGUGGCCCGCAUGCAAGUUGCUAAGCCUACUACCCUGCCUUCCCUCAGACCUCAGGACCCAACACCUGACACAGAAUGGAAGGUUCGGACCGAAGUUCAUUGUCCGGUCCAAAAACGACAGAGACACGCAGUCGGGAGCGUGAGAAUCAGGCGUAGCCUACACUCAAGCCUGCACAUACAGAGUUCCUGUCCUGAAUUACCAGAUGGAAGGCUGUAG
Messenger RNA from Pelobates cultripes (western spadefoot toad), 312 nucleotides. Lineage: Eukaryota; Metazoa; Chordata; Amphibia; Anura; Pelobatidae. The record is from the annotation of a GenBank genome assembly.